This is a messenger RNA of Phyllostomus hastatus (greater spear-nosed bat), 1392 nucleotides long. Its product is annotated as sialic acid-binding Ig-like lectin 5. Gene Ontology annotation, cellular component: plasma membrane. Gene Ontology annotation, molecular function: sialic acid binding. Gene Ontology annotation, biological process: cell adhesion. NCBI's taxonomy places the organism in Eukaryota, Metazoa, Chordata, Mammalia, Chiroptera, Phyllostomidae. The record is from RefSeq and is a predicted model, not a curated record.
GGCGUCCUCAGCCCUACCCCACAGCUUGGCAUUUCUCUCCCUGACACAGGGACCUAGGCUUGCUCUGCACUGCCAGAUGCAGUCAUGGUGCCCCUGCUGCUGCUGCCUCUGCUGUGGGGUGGGUCCCUGCAGGAGCAGGCAGGCUAUGGGCUUGGAGUACAGCAAUUGGUGAGUGUGCAGGAGGGUCUGUGCAUCCAUGUGCCGUGCUCCUUCUCCUACCCAUGGAGUUCCUGGUCUUCCUCUAGCAAACUCUACACCUACUGGUACCGGCAUGGAGAUAACACAGUCUCUGCUGUGGCCACAAACAACCUAAAUAAACCACUGAAGAGGGAGACCCAGGACCGAUUCCUCCUUGCAGACCCCAAGACCAACAACUGUUCCCUGAGCAUCAGAAAUGUCAGGAAGACUGAUGCAGGAACCUACGUCUUCCGAGUGGAGAGAGGAAGACAUGUGAAAUAUACUUACCGAGAUAAGAAGCUGACAUUGCGGGUGACAGAACUGACACAGAAGCCAGACAUCCUCAUUGUGGAGCCCCUGAAGUCUGGCCACCCUACAGAGCUGACCUGCAGCCUGCCAGGGUCCUGCCAAGGGGGAAGUGCUGUCACCUUCUCCUGGGUGGGGGCUGCUGUUGUCUCUCUGAACCACUGGGAGCUCCACUCCUCGGUGCUCACCUUCACUCCGAGGCCCCAGGACCAUGGCACCAACCUCACCUGUCAGGUGAAACACCAGUGGUCUUUGGUGACUACAGAGAGAACCAUCUGGCUUAACGUCUUCUAUGCCCCACAGAGCCUCACCAUAGACAUGUCCUUCAGAAAUGUGACAGCCCUCAAGAUUGUGCAAGACACCUCAAUUCCCAUCCUGGAGGGGGAGUCUCUGUAUCUGCUCUGUGUGUCUGACAGCAACCCCCCUGCACAGCUGAGCUGGUUCCGGGGGUCCCCAGCCCUGAACACUGUCCCCAUCUCCAGAACUGCGAUCCUGGAGCUGCCUCGAGUGGGGGCUGGGGAAGAAGGAAAGUUCACUUGCCAAGCUCGGCACCCGCUGGGCUCCAGAAGUAUCUCUCUCAACCUCUCUGUGGUCUAUCCCCCACGGCUGCUGGGACUCUCUUGCUCCUGGGAGAAUGAGAGUCUGCACUGCAGCUGCUCCUCCCGAGCCCAGCCUGCACCCUCAGUGCAGUGGCGGCUAGGGGAGGGGUUCCUGGAGGGGAACCACAGCAACUCCUCCUACAUGGUCACCUCCAGCUCCACUGGGUCUUGGGCCAACAGCUCCCUGAACCUCCGAGAGGGGCUCAGUGAGGGUCUCAGACUCAGCUGCGAGGCGGAGAAUGUCCACGGGGCCCAGAGUGCCAGUGUCCUGCUGCUGCCAGGUCAGAGGUCUGCUGGGGGCAGAGGCUGA